AACAAAACGUCGCAGUUGUCAAAAUUCGUCAUCCUCGGCGCGAGUGUUUUUCGUUUGUCUUUAGCAGCUGGUUUGUCGACGAGAGGCGCAUUGAUCAUCAACAGAAGAAAAGACGACUUUCUUCCGGAAGAAAUUCCGAGAUAAAUCGUGACACCACGGUAAAUAAUCGAAACCGAACUUUGUUCGUAUAGGCAAGUGCAUUUUUGUUGAGUGACACACGGAAGGCGGUCGAAUAUUCGGAACACUGGUUGUGGAAUUUGUGCGUGGCUUUUGAGCUAGAAGAAGAGUGAAGAAAAUUGAUACAGAGCAGUGACGGAGUGAAAAUAGUCGGGAGUUCCCUUCGGAAGGUUUUUGAAACUACAGCUGUGUGGACAACUGGCGAAUCUCGGCUUGUUAUCAUCGUAGGCGCCAUAAAGGUCACCGCUGAAGCCACAACGUGAGCCAGUAAACGAACAAGCAAAAUUGUGGUGCAACCAAAAUAUUGCGUCGUAGUUUUGCGUUCGUUAUCACACAUUCUCCCUCGUGUUAUCAUAUUAUCCAGAGCGGGGAGACCAGCCUCCUGACCAAGUAGACUCCACAUCAGCAAAACUGGCGUCCACGGCAGCAGUAUCGAUGCAAGAGGAGCAGCAGCAGGAGCAACAACCGGCUGUAACAAACGGCGGUAGAAUGUCUCGAAAGCGACCACGCGACGCGACAGUCCCCCUGCUGGGACGAUCAGAAGAAUCCAUCUCGAUUGAAAUUCCGUCGGAUGAACCACAAUCAGAGCAACAACAACAACCCACAACAAAUGGCACCAAUAAUAAUGGCACUACUCCAAGCAACAGCGCGACACAGAAACGUUUCAGCAGCAUCCGCAUCGACGACGAUGGAAUGGAGACGGGCAGCGGUGAUAACUUUUGGCCGCCCAAUCAGGAAAGCUUCCGGAACGGACACGUGAGCUUCGACACUCCAUCGUCUUCGUCAUCGAAACCGAUGACAGGGCCCACAGUGUCACUUUCCAACUAUUCCAAACAGUUGGGAAGUGGAGUUGAACACAGCCCACCAGUUACAAUCUGCAAACCUGCACCGUUCUCCGACGAGCUGGAUGCCGUUGCCGAGCGGGACCGAUGCGACUACACAGAGAAAAUCACCUACCAAAUGGCCAGAUCCGGUACGGCCCCGCGAAGGAUUCGCGUCUACGCCGACGGAAUCUACGAUCUGUUCCACCAGGGCCACGCCCGGCAGCUGAUGCAGGCCAAGAAUGUGUUUCGUAAUGUGUAUCUGAUUGUUGGCGUGUGCAGCGAUGAGCUAACGCACAGCAGGAAGGGCCGCACCGUCAUGAACGACGACGAACGCUACGAGGCGGUCCGGCACUGUCGCUACGUGGACGAGAUCGUUCGCGAUGCGCCCUGGGAGCUGGACGACGAGUUCCUCGAGAAGCACAAGAUCGACUUCGUGGCCCACGACGAGAUCCCGUACAGCUCGGACGACUGCAACGACAUUUACGCCAACAUCAAGGCGCGCGGCAUGUUCGUGGCGACCGAGCGAACCGAGGGCGUCAGCACAUCGGACAUCGUGGCCCGGAUCGUCAAGGACUACGACAUUUACGUGCGGCGAAAUCUGGCCCGCGGCUACACGGCCAAAGAGCUGAACGUGUCGUUCCUGUCGGAGAAGAAGUUCCGCUUCCAGAACAAAAUGGACGAACUGAAGGACAAGGUAAAAAAGGGCAAGGGAGACAUCAUCAGCAAGUGGGAGGAGAAGUCCAGCGACUUCAUCCGGACGUUCCUGCUCAUGUUCGGCAAGGACAGUCGAAUCUCAAACUUCUGGUCCGAUUCGAAGAAAAGGAUCACAUCGGCCUUGAGCCCGCCCGGAAGUCCCAACGGGGGCAGCAACAGCAGUUUGCACGAAUACGGCGAUGAGGACGAUGCGGACAGUCCCGAUUCGGUGCUAGAUUCGCCACCGAUGAAGCGCUCGAAUCUGAUCAGAUCUGGACUCAUCUCUGGGAGGAAUCACCUCUCGGAAACCGAAGACGACGAGGAAGAGGAAGAGGAGGAAGAAUUUGUCGAUUCACGUUCGCGACCUGCUUCCAACUACAGUCUGGCAGCGAUAGCCAACGGUCAGCACUAAGGUGCACAAUUGCACGUGUGUAUGAGAUUGAGAUGAGAUUUUGUGUUGUUUGGGCGUUCGUUUUUGGUCUCCGCGCAAAUCGAGUUGAUUGCGCCCCGCUUUUUUGCAAGAAGGAACAGACUGGAUCUUUAACCGACAUGGCAAAGAAUGUAGAUUUAAAAGCGAAAGCAGGAACGACUGAGACUGAGAAUGCUUGAGUUUUGAGUAAGGAUGCGUAGCUAAAUUUUCCUGCAUAUUAUUACAUAUUUAUUUAAUUAUAAUCGCAAAUCUAGAGAAGGUUUUGUUUCUUCCUUUCGAUAGCAAUGUGUAGAUUUCUUUUGUGUUGCAAACAUUUAUCGUUAUGAUUAGCUCUUCAUUUCACUCAAAAAAUAUCUAGGCUUUAGUGUUUAGCGUUACCUUAAAGUACAUCAUAUUGGUUUUCUCAUUCAAAAUUAUUUGAUUUUAUUUCCAACAAAAAGCUAAAAGAAUGGUCUAAAUAACUCCUUUUCUACGUUAGGUAGCUCAGGGAUGUUACUUUUACCGAAUUGGAUUCGUUGAAAAGGCUGUUUCAUUUUAUAAUUUUAAAGAACAAGACAUUGUUUGCUGAAUUAAGGAAUGGUAUUUGCGAGGUAUCCAGGUGCUGAUCGGCAGACUUUUUUGAAGCGAGGUUUUUAGCAGGAAUUUGAACCAAAGUUUUUCGGAAUGGCGGCUGAUGGCGCGAUCUGAUGGCAACGGAAUAUUUUCCACGACGAUUUUGAGCAGUACAUUCCAGUGAAAUUUCUAACAUGAAUCUAUUAUCCUAAAUCAAAAUGACAUUCAAAUUCAACUUCCUUCUCAUAAGCAAUCUAAUGUUAAUAAGAAAUCUAAAAAAAAUAAUGUUUAACAAUUAGCGCUUUUCCCUUCUAAGGCUUCGCGAAGACGUCUUUUACGUAAACUGUUGUCCAUUACACUUCCCCGUUUUUUCCGGUUGAUAGAUUCUUGUGAGAGUUGCCUUUGACUAUUGAGAAACAGUACCAUUUACCUAAGAUCUAGUAUACAGCACGUGGUCUAUGCCGCUUCUAGCAACCAACCGGAUUUCCAAAGAAAGAAUGAAGUAGAUUCUCACGAAAGGGACGCGUAGUUUGAGCACAGAGAACGCAAUACAUCGCAUACCCACUAUAGUUAACGCGCACUUAGUGCUAUUUAUUGGAAUGGUCAAUACUUUUUGGUAGUUGGUGGAAGCUUGUCGGCUAGCUGAGGAUAUGAUUCGUAAUAUACAACCAUAUUAUCUAGAUAGUAUGUAAGCGUCAUGUUUGUUGAAUGUACCGACCGACGAGAGACAGAUUACCGAAAUGCAAACUACCUAUAUAUUGUAUUGGCGCAAAAUGAUUUGCCAGUUUUUAGAAGCUACCAGUAGGCAGUAGUAGGUUGUUUACAUUGGAAACAUUUAAUAACUUAUUCACCAAAUUACAACAAAACGAAAAAUGCAAAGAAAAUCUUGGAAUAAAUACAUUGAAAGUAAAAUAAUCAUGUUAUACACA
Aedes aegypti (yellow fever mosquito) is the source of this 3605-nucleotide messenger RNA. Its product is annotated as choline-phosphate cytidylyltransferase B. The record is from RefSeq and is a predicted model, not a curated record. The coding region runs from base 613 to 2106 and encodes 497 amino acids. The transcript has 6 exons. NCBI's taxonomy places the organism in Eukaryota, Metazoa, Arthropoda, Insecta, Diptera, Culicidae. Gene Ontology annotation, biological process: CDP-choline pathway. Gene Ontology annotation, molecular function: choline-phosphate cytidylyltransferase activity; phosphatidylcholine binding.